This is a messenger RNA of Prorocentrum cordatum, 1406 nucleotides long. Lineage: Eukaryota; Dinophyceae; Prorocentrales; Prorocentraceae. The record is from the annotation of a GenBank genome assembly.
UGUAGCUCAAGUGUGUUGGUCGGGGGGCCCAGGAAGUCCUCUCUCACCGCUUGGAGCGGCACUGCUGUAAUGCAAACGUUCACCUCUCGUUGCAGUCCAGUUCUGUUCAUUGCAAUUGCAGGGGAGCCGCAUUUGAUGCUAUUUGAUGUCUUUUGCAAGAUGAUGCGUUCUGUUUGUUGUUUUGUGUUGCUCUCUCUCUCUCUCUCUUUCUCUCUCUCUCGGGCCUAGUGGAAGUGCAUCCACAAGGACUGACUAGCCAAACUGGCUCGUGAUUCGCGUCGGAGCAAAGUAUUGGCCAAUGGGUCGGCCAAGAAGCUGAUCCAACUCGACGCGGCGUUUCGCAUCAUGAGGCACAUCACCAACAAUAAUACUGUUACCUUCUUGGAGAAGAUCGUGGGGGGAAGCCGCUGACAACCUUGCUGGAGGCUUUGCUUCUCCAAGUGCAUCCACGGCUGAGGAUCCAGACAAGGCUAGGGAAGAUGAGAUGUACGAUGGUGAUGGCAUGGACAGCAGUACGAAUUGCGAUGAUUGCGUCCCACGGUCGUUGGCUGGCAAAGACGAUGACCAGGAAAGCAUCUUGGUGGACAUGCGGGCGGAUCUCAUAAGCACGCCGCUUGAUAAGCUAAGUGCAGUGCCGUCAAGCAGGAGUUGGCCAACAGUCGCACGGUCGAGCAACGCCGGUGUUCAAGGAGGGCGUGGGGAAGCUCCAGCAGCAAAUGGAGUGCCUGAGUACAGUACCAAUGCAUUCGCGAGUGCCCACGUGCGCAGCCCCAUUCUGCAGGAGAAGCGGAAGGAGGAGAGGGUCAACAGCGGCAGCCCCGGAAUCACGAGGAGCGUGGAACGCUUUGACGUAUUCUUGGCGUGAGGGCAGCAAGUCCCUCUCCGCACCAACUGCUGUGGCAGCCGGCAGGGUGGAGACACACCCAUACAGUGUGUCCGUUGCUGCAAUGCGUGUUUGGGGUACCCAGGCCUCAACCUUCCCGUUCCCCUAUUCACGUUUCUAGCAUCCUCCACUCGCCUCUUCCAUCCCCUUGUAGGGCCACCGCCCGUUGACAAACCAGCAGCUGAGGAGCUGACGAUCGAGGAGUCCUGAAAAGCUUGAGGAGGAUGCACAUGUUUGAGCAGAGGUGUGGGGGCAGCAGCGCACCUCCCUUCGGAACCUCUGCUGCGAUCCGUGCCCGACGACUGCAGGUUUCCUCUUGUGGGCGGAUCCCAUGCGAGUUCAGGGAGUGCAGCGGAGCAGUGUGGGCUCCGAAUGUCUCGGGGCAGGGUUCGUUCCCUGCUGUAUUCCGCUGUAUUCCUCUCUGUCUCUUCGAACCCUCCCAUUAUAGGGGUAGUCCUUCCCUGGCCCCCUCCUCAUCUGCUAUCCUGGCGUUUGCCGCUGAUGUGGGUCAGCAGCAGUGGUG